AGUGUCUAUUGUUUUGUUAUUUCCAAUGGAAUAUGUUUUUGUUAAAUGCGUUUGAACUAUAUUACAGUAACUAUGCUUAAUAGCGCGGCCUUAAAACCCAGAGAUUGGAUUAAAGUCUCUGUAAAGCAUAGGGAGAAGUUUGAACGGCUUUUAGAAGUGCGGGAAAGUGAUCCUGAAUCGAUAACAACAGUAAAUGAUAAUGACGUUUGUUUCAAAAAAGAGUUCGCAAUAGGCAAUGGCAGUUACGGCACAGAGGUGUAUAUUUGCUUGGGGUCUGACGGGGUAGAACGAGCAAUAAAACGUUUGCCCAAACUCAUGUGUAAGAAAUUCUUGAAGAAUGAACGAGAUAUCUUGAAUUCUCCGAAUGCAGUCGACUCGCCACGAAUUGUAAAUUAUUGUUUCUACGAUGACACUUCCAACCCUGAUUUCGGUUAUUUGAUUCUGAACUUGUAUGAACAGAAUCUUGAAGAAUUUAUCAGGGAAGAAGGCGAAAGCUUGACAGAAUCCCGUGUUCGAAAAAUGAUACGCCAAGUGUUGGAAGGGUUGAAAGCAUUACAUGCUAGAGAGCCAAGAAUUCUGCACAGAGAUUUGAAGCCAACUAAUAUACUUGUUGAUGUGUAUGGUAAUUUACUGCUGUCUGAUUUUGGUAUUGGACGCUUUUUCCCAGAACAAGGUAUUUUCACAAGAUAUAUAUUUAACAGAUCUAUUGAAAUAUACAACCCCCCAAUAAGUUAGUGCUCAACAGAACUGCCUUGUUCUUUAAAAAUCUUGUCUAUUUUUGAUGCAUCGGGAUAGUCCAAUUCAUAAAUUAAAGUUGUCUUGGAAAAAUACAACAGGAUUUAUUAAUUAACGAGCAUUUCAAUACAGUGCUAAUUUGUUGGAGGUCGUAUGUUGCAUUUCAGCCAACCCCUCAUGUUGUCCCAGGAAAUAUGCAGUGGCGGCGGCAAAUGUGGAAAAUGCCCCCCAAAUUAUUUUCUCCCCCCCCAUUUUGCCUCCCCUCAAAAAAAAUUAUUAGUCACUGAUAGCGACUAAAGGCUACACAAACAUUUUGUCGUUAUCGGAAAAUGUAUGGCUCAUAAGACCGUUUACACUGUACCGGAUGAAUUUGGGACCGGUCUGAAAUUUGUCCUUUUUCGCUUGUUUACACGUGAAUUCCUCCUGUUAGGGAGUCUCAAAUUUGUCCGGUUCCGUAGUUCUCAUGUGUUUACACAGCCAAAUUUCAAACCGGUCCCAAAUUUGUCCGGUACCGUGUAAACAGGGUCUAAGUUGUAAUUACUCAUUAGUGAAUGCGCAUAUACAUGAAACUGCUUUUACAGUUUCAAUAUUAGUUUGUAAAUCUCUGAAUGGUAAAACUUGCCAAUACUCCAAUAAUACGUUUCAAAAAAGAAAAAAAAGCUUUAGUUUCAAAUGCAGAGUUAAAUUCUCAAACGUGUAAGGCACUAAUAAGAUGAAAGUAUCAUGAAAUUAUUUGAAUAAACCAUGUCGCAUAUAUGGGGGGUGAAUAUCCUAAAGGGGGCGAUAUUCCUAGUGUAUUCGCUGCCUGGGGGCGAUAUUCCUAGGAUAUUUGCCCCCCUUUUGAGAGGGGGGCGAAUCUCCUGGGGGGGGGGGGAAGUCCUGGGACAAUGGCAUGGGCAAAUAGCAGGACCUUUUUAAAAAUUCUAUCUUGCCCCCCCCCCCAAAUAUGAGUUUGCCCCUCAAAUGCCCCCCCCCCAAAUUCUGAAGCCUGGUGCUGCCACUUUAAAUAUGUCCCCAGGACAGAGUACAGAGUUCCAAAUGGACCAUUCCAGAAAACAUCCAUACCACCCCCACUGAGGAAAUUGGAAGUUAACCCCCCUACCUCCUUUGGAUGUCCUAGCCUAAUACACUUACUAUUAUCAGAAACAAUUUUUAUAGGGGGGUCUGGAAAAUGUUUGAAAUUUGAAGGCAUGAAAUGCCAUUUCCUGUAUUCUGAGCAUCCAAAUUUGCUCUAAAAUUUAUGCUAACUAUACUUGGAAAAACGCACAAAAAAUUUAAAAAAUAUUAACAAUGAUUUAUUAUUAAUUAAUUGGUGUUAGAAAAACGCAGGAUGAACAUGCAAUGACACAGCUUGUUUAAAUCCAUUUGUUAAACAAGGACAAAGGAUAAAACCUAAAACUUAUUUUCCAUUUAUCUAUUUGUUAUUCUUCAUUGGUUUGUUUGUAUAAAUUUAGGAAAAAUGGACUUUUCCUUGGGGGGGGGGAGGGGCAAGGGGGGACUGGGGGCAUUUAAAAAAGGCCCUGUAGUGUCCACCAUAAUGGCAUGAAGAGGCAGGUAUUAUACAGAUUUAGAUCGAGGACGCGGACGUCAAAGACGACGUGAAAAUGGCGUCAAAAUGGUGUGGCAUAUCCAUACAUGGGCACAACACGCUAUUUCCACGUCGUCUUUGACGUCCACGUCCUCGAUCUAAAUCUGUCUAUUAUAGUUUUGGUAUGGUUAAUUCAUUAAUGGGCGAAACUCUCUCUUUGACAAGUAAAAUAUUCAUCUGAGACUGUCAAGGAAAGCGAAACACUAAAAGAUAGAGAAUUGUUGUUAAAUGUGUCAAUUUUACUUCUUUACAGGUGCAACAACAUACCAUACCAGUAACGAAAGUGGAUCACAUGGCUGGGUCGCAUAUGAAUGCAUUGACUGGGAUGAAUUGUUUUCUGAUAAGAUGCAGAACCCUUUAGAUACACCAUUACAACUCAGGUGCAAAGAGAAAUCAGAUAUCCAAGUCGCAGGCAUGUUAUCAUUUUACAUCUUGGCCAAAGGAAAGCAUCCGUUUGGUCCGAAAAUAGCCCAACUGAUGAAUUUGCACGACGACAAUCCAGUGGAUUUAAGAGAGCUCACUGAUCCUGACCCUGUGCUCACAGACCUGCUUUCUCAGAUGUUGGCUCGGGAUUUAGAGAAACGACCAUAUGUGGAGCAAGCCUUGAAGCAUCCUUACUUUCUCUCUCUCGAAGAGCAGAUGAAAUUUGUAGCAGCUGUGGGCAACCAAACUAAAUUAAAGAAACCCCACAAUGUCGUUCCCCAACAGCUGAACAACCGUCAUCCAUCCAAACCUCGAAGUUCGUUGUUACCAAUGGAUUGGAAAACAGUGAUUGGCCAUGAUGACCUCAAGACGUUGUGUAAAGGAGGUCAAAACACCCCAUCAGACUUUGUUAGUAGCAAUUAUACAAGUUGCCUUCGAUUGAUACGAAACACAUUUCAGCAUCGGGAUGGCAAACUGCGUCAAUUGAAAAAUAAGACUGACGAUACGUCUUCUGUCGAGGAAUAUUUUUUUCAGUUAUUUCCACAUCUCCCGUUUGUUCUUCAUCAAAUAAUCCGAGAGAAUCCGGACUGGAAAACACUACCUGCCUUGAAGGAAUUUUUUCCUGUGAUAAACCGUCGUGUGGUGUCUGAUGGAGAAUAAGGCAUACACAAUGAGACAAUGUGUCAGGUUGGCAUAUUUUAUUAUAAUGGUUUUCAGUGUUCCUACAGUAUACCAUAAUGGUUUCAUUUCAGCCCAUUAUGGCAACAUUUUCGGUUGACUGGUUAUUGGAUUAUUAACCACCAUCUUGAACCUUAUUGUUGUAUUAAUAAUUAUCACAUGUUGUGUCAAUCAAGUGUUCCAGAAAUAAUAUUAUUUUUGGGUUUUUUAAGACCAAUAUGUAAAAUGCAUUUGUUUAUUAUUUUAUAGAUUCGUCAAGGCCACUGUGUUUAAGCGCUCGUUCCAGGGAAAGCAGUGCUCUAUCAUGGCGUUAUUGGCAAUUUAAACAACAUGAAAUAAGAUGGAAAAUAUUCUGUAUAUACAAAAAAAAGAUUUCACAAUUGUCAGUGUUCAGUAAUAUGCAACUAGUGAGAGUGCUACAUGCAAUGUAUAAAGUGAAAAUUUAGGCUAAAAGGAGUUUAAUAAUUUUAGCUUUAUUAUUAAGUUAGUGUUAGUGUUAGUGAUAAUAUCUUAGUUUGCACAAUACAGAAUCUUGUAAAGAAUAUAUAUUAAUCAUAAUUUAGGGACUGAUAGGUUUCAAAACAAUUUCAUUUAAAUACAACAGUCUCAAUUAUCAUGGUAAUUUAGUUAAUUUUAAUUUGCACCAAAAAGGA
This is a messenger RNA of Paramuricea clavata, 4077 nucleotides long. NCBI's taxonomy places the organism in Eukaryota, Metazoa, Cnidaria, Anthozoa, Malacalcyonacea, Plexauridae. The record is from the annotation of a GenBank genome assembly.